UUAUGCUUCCUCUCUGUACAAAAUGUAGAAGUCCAUGUUUUGUACACUGCAACACCAAAUCUGGCAUCAAACCGACACUCUUCAAAUCCAUUCAUUACUUGGACUUUCUGACUGCAUGGAUUUUGGACAUGUACCCUGAAGUUCCUGAAUUACUGUUUUUUAGCCACACAUAGCUUUAGAUUAGAAGUGUGAUCAGUGUGAAAGAAACAUCCGUUUACAGAACUGAGUACUUCCUGCUACUUUGUAUAAAGUGGUAGUCAGAACAACAAACACGCGCCGCACAGCAGCACCUGGGCCCUCGUCAGCUUUCCAUCAGUGAGCAGUGCCGUUACAGUCAGCAUGUUAGUGCUACGAAGAUGUUCUCAGGGAGAGGCUGAAAUGAGCUGAACUCAGUUUUUAGCAGAUUUGUAUCCUCACAUCCUACCCUCUGCUUCACCAGCAGCAAGAUCUUUUAAACAAACAAUAAUGCAACUCAGUAUGAAGAUAUAUCUGGCUCUGCUAUGGGGAAUAUCUAUCUGGUUUUCUAUAGAGUCCAUGAGUGCCUCCAUCCCAGAAACCAGCAGCGUUAAAUCAACUGCUGAACCCGACAGGACAACAAAGCAGGUGAUCAGUCCACAUGAAGCUCAUGCUGAAACAGAGACGCAGCCAACUCACAAGCCAGCAGAAGUUAAUGCUGCUGAAACAGCGCAGAAAACGUCGACAGCCACAGUGGGAAAGGAAGAGCCAAAUGUCACUUACAGUAGUGACAGCCCAAAUGACAGCACGGUUGAUUUGGUUGCCAUGAACACUGCGGCAGCAACAGCAAGCAGCUCGGGUCCAAGGUGGUUUCCAACCACCACAGCAGUGAUCACAAUUGCAAGUGAAGCACAACCUUCCCACAACACGAUGAUCUCAGAACCUGUAAAACCUACUGAGGAGAAGUUACAUCAACGAUCAAGCACCACUUCUACUGAUAUGACUGCUCCUGUGACAACUCCCGCGACAACUUCUGCAACAACUCCUGCCACAACUAAUGCAACAACUCCUGCGACAACUCCUGUGACAACAUCUGCAACAAUUCCUGUGACAACUCCUGCAGCAUCCUUAGCAACAGUGGCCACGUCUUUGCCGCAGUAUACCUCCACCACUAAACCUGAAGUUACAUCCACGUUAUCUUCCACAACCUCUCCUGCUGAUUCAACUCAGGCUCCAGUCUUCAUCCAGAACUUCACCAGUCCAUCAGCUUCUACCACGACCACAAUGACAGCGAAGCCUACCUCUGACUCCACUUCUUUGCCAGUCACAGUGAGUGAGACAUCCACCACCAGCACUGAGCUUUCAUCAACACACCGGCCCGUUUCCGUGACGAGAAGCCACAUCUCCACAUCACAGUUUGCUGACACAGCAAGGUCGAGCUCUACCGCUGAGCUUCCCACAACCUCAUUCUCAACCGAUUCUGCCAUCUCCACCACUGCCGCUAUCUCCUCCAGUACUGCAGGAAUCUUGGUCCCUCGGGGAACCAAGAGGCGGCCAAUCCCAACAACCAAAUCAACUUUGCCUACUACGUCAACACCUUGUGAAGUCCCAAAGAGUCCACCCAGCACUGAGGUCCAGCCCUGCUCCACCUGGAGCGUGAAGAAGCAGUGCCUCAUCGCUAUUGCCUCCCUGGCUGCGUUGGCCACCAUCUUCAUGGUUUCUACCAUUGUCCUCUGUGCAAAGCUGUCAACAAGGAAGUACAAGGUCAAGAAACCUAAGCAGGCCACAGAGAUGAUGUGCAUCUCGGCCCUGCUGCCUGAAAGGAAUUGCACCUACACAAGACAACGCAGUCCAGUGACUAAUGGGGUCCUGGUGAUCCAUGGUGGUGGAGACAGCGAUGAGGAUGUAGGAGACAACCUCACUCUGAGUAGCUUCCUUCCAGAAAAUGACCGUUUUGUUUAGAUGGAAUUAUUUUUAUUGUCACGUACAUGCUUUCAUCAGACUGGACUGGUUUGUCUCAUGUCAGUGACGUGAAAACAGUUGCUGAUUGGAUCAACUCAUGCUUCCUCUUUGAUGUUGGUGGUUUGGCUUCGAUGCACACCAUAUUCCUGUGGAGGAAGAGACAGAGAAACCACAAAGUGUAACAGUGACUUUCAUUUUCACAUACCAUUAAUCGUAUCUGGCAUUUGGUGAGGUCAUGUCGUCAAAUGUGUAUUUUAGGCGAGGGUUUUUGCAUAAUUUUACACUUGAGUCAGGAAGUCAAGAUGAGUGUUCAAAGAUUUUUUUGUGUCUGACAUCCUGAGCAGAGCACUGAAGGUAUUUCACUUAGCGACGGGAGACAGGAAGGCUUGUUUUGUCAAAGGAUUACUGUUCUUCACAGACACUGUUCAGUUUAGUGGUAGCAGUGAGGCUUAAUCGCAUGAAUGCUGUCCACUGAUCAAUCAAAAGUCUGUUAUGGCCCAAUAAUUAUUGGUAAGAACUAAGUGACAGCAAGAAGGCUGUGGGUUUGAGAGUUGUUAGCUUCUGUGUGCCCUAUGAUGGACUAGGUUAGCCCCCGCAUCCCUGCAAAAGUGGGAUGAGCAGGUAUGGAAGAUGGAUGGAUGAACUAUGUGAUUUGGGACUAACUUAAUAGAAACAAUUUAGUUAAAGUUAGUUAUGUUAUGUUUUGCUUAUUUGGCAGAUUACCAGUUGAAAACAUUGAGUGUUUUUGCCUAUAAUUACUGCCAACACCGUGUUAGGAAAUUAAGAUAAGGGAUUACCAAAGUUUUACUUGCUUGUUCCUUCAAACAGACAGCUGUUCACUCUGGCAUUUAAAAUAAGAACAUGAAUUUGAAUUUUGAAUUUGAAUUUAUUUCAGGAUAACCCCUAGAGAUGUAUCAUCUCAUUUUGGAGGGGGUCCUGCAACAUGUAUGUAUGUACAGACACAUAAGUUAACCACACAGUACAUAUACAUAAACAAAUUCAAUACAUAGACAUAUAUACAAAACAAUAACUCACGCACCUUACCCCCACAUUUAACACAGCAAACAAAAUAAAGUACAUUGACAAAAUAAUCAGCAGAAUGCAUUGAACAACUAAUAAGUCGUUUAUCAAUAUGCCUUAUGACAAAUGUAACAAAGUCACAUCUCUCAUGGAAAAGUCAAAUAAAGUAAUAAUAAUAAUAAUAAAGUAAAAUCAAGAUAAAGAAAGUCAUGAUUGUGUACAUACUACUGUAUAUUUUCCACAUAAACCUUUUAUAUGUAAUACCAUUUGUACCCCUAAUACCAAGAAUAGUUUUAAGAAAAGAAAAAAGUGAUGAUUUGAAUAAACCAAACAUGAUAACAGAUCUCAAGAAAAGAGAAAGGUUAUUCACGUCUGGAGGGGCCUUAUACUGAAAUGCUCUCCUACCAGCCACAGAAAAUAACCUUGGUACCAUAAAAAAUGUUGGACGUUGGAGGUGUCUAAGUGAGUAUGUUGAGCAAUAAUGAAUUAAAUACUGUUUAAGGUAUGCAGGACAAUUGGUAUAAACAAAUUUAAAGAUAAACAGAAUCCAGUGGUAUUCCCUAUGUGGUUUAGGUUGCAACCAUUUAGUGAGUCAUUCAUAAAACAAUGAUGGACAGUUCAAAAUAAAUCUGCAAAGGGAAUUUAAUACAGCAUUAAGGGGUCUAAGAUUAGACUCUGAGGUAUUAGGGUAAACUAUGUCUGCAUAAUCAAUGAUUGGUAUUACCAGUUGAUAAAUAAAAAAAUUUCCAACUUGAGUUGAAAAACAAUUGAUCGAUCUGUAGAGAGUGCCAAGACAGCCAUGUACUUUCCUAAUGAUAUUGUCAAUGUGUAUCUUGAAGGUGAGGUUGGGGUCCAACCAGGGGCCCAAAUAUUUAAAUUCUCCCACAUUCUGCAUAAGGGACCUGUUUAAAACUUUAUUUCAAAACACGAAGCACAUUGGCAAUUUUGUAUUGUGGAAAACACCAUACAGGACAGUUUAUUACUGAACAGCCACUGUUGUACUUUAUCAAAGUCAGAUGUUCUGAGUAAUUUCAGAUAAACAUUGUAGUGUUCAGACAGUGAAACCAAUCAAGACAACAGGGUUCUGUUUCUUGUAUUAAAAGCAGACUUUUUGUUUCA
Micropterus salmoides (largemouth bass) is the source of this 4056-nucleotide messenger RNA. Its product is annotated as cell wall protein DAN4-like. The record is from RefSeq and is a predicted model, not a curated record. The transcript has 3 exons. Bases 466 to 1917 code for a protein of 483 amino acids. Lineage: Eukaryota; Metazoa; Chordata; Actinopteri; Centrarchiformes; Centrarchidae.